Messenger RNA from Botrytis cinerea B05.10, 1830 nucleotides. RefSeq lists its product as hypothetical. Bases 37 to 1617 code for a protein of 526 amino acids. The record is from RefSeq and is a predicted model, not a curated record. NCBI's taxonomy places the organism in Eukaryota, Fungi, Ascomycota, Leotiomycetes, Helotiales, Sclerotiniaceae. The transcript is spliced from 3 exons.
GACAUCCACAAACCAACCAGAAGUUCAUAUUGUGGAAUGGCCUCCAAAUAUCAACCGGACACCCAAUCAAGUGACCUAUCGUGGUUAUGUUCUGAAGGGCCAUAUCUAGAAUUUAUUGAAAGCCUGAAAUCACGAAACCCCUCCAUCUAUAAGCCAGACCCCAAAAAUCAUAGGAUUGGAACCCGACUGGGGACAUCAAGAUCAGUCGUCCUGAAUGUUCGCCCUGAUCACACAGUAAUAUCUAAAUACUUCAAAAAUGUUUCCGAACUCAAAGACCACUUUGCUCAACGAGUGAAAGAAGAUGAGAAUGGAAAAUCAAACACGGGGCAAAGGGUGUAUAUUCUCGAAGGAUUAGAUCCACAAUUUAUAGAAGCAUAUGGGUCAUACUUCUUCAUGAAUCCGACGUUUUUCGUUAGGCAAGGAAGAAAUACAGUAUGGGAUAUGCGUGAUGUCCAGGAAGAAUUUAGUGAUAGCCCGAUUUUACCUUCACUGGAGAAUCCGGAUAAAUAUUUUCGUCUUAAAUAUCGUGAAAUGAGAAAAUUCGGUCCAGAUUAUGAUCACUGGCGAACGGUUUGUGCGACGAGUGGGUCACAUGUUUCGGGAAUUGGGUUUGAAUAUAAACUAGACAGUCUAGCUGCAGUGGAGAGAAAGUGUUCCUUUUGGUUCAGAGAUGCUACUAAUAACCAAGGAGGGUGGGAUGCUGUUAUUCUCAGCGAGCCACCAGUCCACAAAGUAUAUCGCGCGAGGAGCCUUUUUCCGCAAGAGAUCAAGAGUGAGUUAUUUCAAGGUGGUUAUGUCGAUUUCAUCGACUUUGAUGUCUUAAUCCGAGGCGGCUUGAAUGCGGCAUUGCAUGGCCCUCCGAGAACCUGUAUGUUUGAUGAUCUAUGCUUCUACUUCGAGCAUCAUAGCACAAUUCUAUUCGAAAUGGAAGGAGCCACACCCCCAUUAAUUGCGUCUGCCUUCCUCAAGAAAAUAGUAGCUUCUCAUUACAUCAAAGUGAUUGACUAUUUCGAAAUCAUUGUUCAAAGAUUGAAAAGGGCAGAAGGACUACUCUCCCGUAAAACCGACAAGAAAGACUACAACUCCUGGCCAGAACAACGCGAACAAUGGUCCAGUCUACAACUCACCCAUCGCUUCCUCUCAGAAUACACUUCCGACAUCCAAUCCAUCAUUCAAACCUUGAGAAUCCCCUCCUCCCCUCUAUUCCCCAUCCAUUACCUCUCCUCCAACCUCGACUUCCCCUUCAUCCACACCUCCCUCUCAAACCUCUACACCCGCGUAUCUACAAUCAUCUCCUCCACCCAAGGACUUUCCUCCAUCGUCGCCAGCGGCGAAGCUCUACACGAAGCACGUCUCUCUGUACGCGAAGCGAAGAAUUCGAAAACGCUUACGUUUAUUGGGUUGGUUUUUAUUCCGUUGGCGUAUACUAGUGCGCUUUUUAGUAUGAGUGGGGAAUAUCGACCGGGUGGGAGUGCGUUUUGGGUUUAUUGGGUUACGUCGCUGCCGAUUAUGGGGGCAAUUUUUGGUGUGACGUGGGUGAUGCGGUUUGAAUGGGGGGAGCGGAGUGGGUGGAGCUGGUGGGGGAGAGCGAGGAUGAAUGGGGAUAGGGGAAGUUGAGUUGGGGAUUAGAUACCAUGGGGUGAAAAGAAGUGAUGUACUAUAUCUUUGCAUUUUGAGUUUGGUGUGCGGAAGUUUCUUUUCAUAUUUUAUAUUUUCUAGAUUAUUUAUUCUCAUACUCAUUUCGUAUGCACGUUCUCUCAUUACAAACAUCUCAUUCUGUAACUGUAUCUUCAAUAAGAUAUCAAGAAAAACGAAUGCCAAUGAAAAAGA